Messenger RNA from Triticum urartu, 777 nucleotides. RefSeq lists its product as uncharacterized. The record is from RefSeq and is a predicted model, not a curated record. NCBI's taxonomy places the organism in Eukaryota, Viridiplantae, Streptophyta, Magnoliopsida, Poales, Poaceae.
UUGUUUAGCACCAUCCCACACACUCAGUACUGCACACACUGAUUCACAAUGUCUUGGACUAAGCUUAUAUCGCUUAGCCUGGUUGUCCUGUUUAGCGUUGGAUUAGCCAGCGCUGGUAGGGUAUCUAGAUACUCUAGUUCCCAGGGAACAGGCACUGGAGGCGGAGAGGGUGGAGGAGCGGUGAACGGCGGCGGCGGAGGAAGCGGGAAUGGCCAGGGAGCUGCUCAGAGUGGAAGCGGAGGAACCCAUGCAAGUGCUGGAGGCGGCGGAAGCGGGGGUGGUUGGUCAGGGUAUAAUGGUACUGGGUAUGGCGCUGGGUCCGGCAGCGGCUCAAGCUCUGGCCAGAUGAGCCAAGGAUCAUCAAAUUAUGGUGGUGAUGGUGGGAGUACAAGCGCAGGUGGUUCCGGUGGCGGCGGCGGUGGUGGAGAGGCCGCCGCCGACGACGACGACUGCCCGGCUGACUCCGCUGGCUUUGGGACAGGUGGCGGCACCGGAUCUGGAUCCAGCGAGGCGAAUAAUGACGGUGAUGCCUCCUAUACAAAUGCAAAUGCUUCCGGUAAUGGUGGCGGCGAGGGCGGUGGUAAAAAUGGUGGAACCGGCGGUGGCACAGGCGGUGGAAGCGGUUACGGUGACGCAAACCCAUGAAGCCUCUCCGUCCAAUCAAAACAGAGCGAGAGCCCAAGCUAUCGUCGUUCGCUUUUCUUUUAUUUGCAUUUGUUUUGUUCUUACGUUUCCAUGUACUAUUAGGGACAACUAAUAAAGGGCUUCAUUACACAA